Messenger RNA from Melopsittacus undulatus (budgerigar), 1474 nucleotides. It is a transcript of the gene POP5, whose product is annotated as POP5 homolog, ribonuclease P/MRP subunit. Gene Ontology annotation, cellular component: ribonuclease P complex. Bases 32 to 535 code for a protein of 167 amino acids. Gene Ontology annotation, molecular function: ribonuclease P RNA binding. NCBI's taxonomy places the organism in Eukaryota, Metazoa, Chordata, Aves, Psittaciformes, Psittaculidae. The transcript has 5 exons. Gene Ontology annotation, biological process: tRNA 5'-leader removal. The record is from RefSeq and is a predicted model, not a curated record.
GCGCACGUGCGCAGCGGGCCCCGCCGCCGCCAUGGUUCGGUUCAAGAACAGGUAUGUGCUGUGCGAGGUGGUGUCGGAGGACCCGCAGUGCCGGCAGUGCAUCGAGGACCGCGCGGUGGGGCUGGCCGUGAGGGACGCCAUCGGCAGGGUGCACGGGGACUUCGGGCUGGCCUGCUGCUCCAUCUCCUUCACAGUGAAGUACCUGAACGCGUACACCGGGACCGUGCUGCUGCGCUGCCGCAAGGACUCGUACCGGCUGCUCUGCUCUGCGCUUCCCUUCGUGAGGCAGCUGGAGAGCCGCAACCAGCGGUACCCCUGCUUCCUCAACACACUGCACGUCGGAGGUACCAUAAGAACAUGUCAGAAAUUCCUAAUUGAGUACAACAGAAGACAGCUGCUGCUGUUGCUGCAAAGCUGUACAAAUGAAGAGGAAAGACGGUGUGUACAGAAGUCCCUGCUGAGAUGUUCCCUUACAGAAGAGCAGUGUCUAAGUGGAAAUGAAGAUGAUGAUGAUGAUGGCACAGAGACAGACUGAACAUUACUUGUUACUGCUCACCUCUGUCCUCUACUUGUGUGAUCAAGUUAUUCUCAGUGUUAAGCAAAGCAAAGGACAGAAAAGGUGCCUGUUCAUUCCCCCCUUCAAAGUGUUUUUAGAUAAAUUAACAUCAAAUAUAGUUUUUCCUUAAGUUAGCCUUUUGCUUGUUUCACUUGAGUCAAAAUCACCUGCACUCCAAAGGGAGUGUAGCAGCCCAGUGUGAUCUUUGGGCUGAGGUAAAAGUGAGCAUUAGGCAGUUGGCAUAGACAAGGAAUUUAGUUAUUCUUCGGUACCGAAAAAGCAUUAACACCUAACUCUUUUUACUUUCAAGUGCAUGUUAUCCACAGGGUUAUCCAUUGCUUUGAGUUACAAAAGCAUCAGUUGUUACACCAGGAGCAGAGAUCACACAGAGCCCAAGGCAUAGCUGUAAUGCUCAACUCCAACCCAUUACAAAAUUCAUAGGUACAAGUACUGCUUAGAUAUUUAUUAUGUUUACACCAAUCAGUUACAAGAAAGUAGCAUUGCUGGUAUUAUCUCUUGAAUCCAUAGGAAAACAAGAUACAACUUGAAGAUACUGUCCUGUGGAGACUGCACAUGCAGAAGAGACAGUCUUCCUUGCCCACAUCAUUUCCCUUGCUCUAGUGCCUGUGAGAUGCGGAGGCGAGUUACACCAGCUCCAGUUACUCUGUCUCCCUUCCCAUUGCAAAGAAAAGUUGACUAUAAAUGUGCAGAGAUAAUAGAACACAACAGAUACUGGUUAGACACUAAGUAGUUACUCCUGUUCCAUGGCUUAAAAUUGCAAGUACAAAUAGGAACCCAAUGGUACUAUGAAUGCAGUUAACUGCAUACUUGAAACUUUACUUGGUUGCUUUCUUUGCCCUCACCAAGAUUUUCCAAGAGCACAUAAAGCAUUAACAGCAAGAUGUGUUACCACUUGCA